UCUUGACUCUAUGGUGUCAACCGUUACGUUGAAUUAUCAAAAUUAAACCAAACAAAUCAAAAAAUUCCGACGCUUGUCGCUACUUGAUGCUAUUAUUGAAAUAUGUCCCUUUUCGAAUAAAUUGAAAAUAAACAGAAGUGUUAAUGUGCUACUUUGUGUGUGAAUAAAUUAUUAAAAUGACCGACAGUGAUGACGACUUGUUAGAAAGUUAUCAAUAUAGUUUUGCAAACGAGGGAAUGGCAAUCCGUGCGAAGGGUCCAAAUAUAGAUUUUGAAACUAUUAGCCUUCCAUCUUCAACAAUGCAAAUGCUGCCCGGGAAUGUAAACCGACCAAAAUAUGGUCACGGAAAUAAUGGUCAACGAAGUUUAUAUUAUAGAAGAGAGACUUCUCCAAUGUCCGCAUAUAAUGUUUCCCAUUUCAGUCGCCCUUACAAUCGUAGUUUAUCCACACGAAGUCAUAUAGGUUCUCAUCAGUCUGUUUACAAUCGUGGAAACCGUUCACCUGCUUCCGUACGGAGUUUAGAUUCAACUGCAAGUGUUACUGCUUCUGAUAUAGUGGUUGCAUUAAAAAAUGAACACUUUAACAAGUAUGAUCAAAAACUGUUAAAAGCUGCAUGUUAUAAAUUCUUAAAGAAUAAGUCAAGAAAGAGACUGGAGUAUAUGCGGAACCGUAGGAUCCUAAUGAAUAAAGUAAGAAGACGGCGAUCCAUAGAAGACUUAGGGGAAAUGGCAAGUGAAUCAUCUUCCAAUAGUGAACAUAGCAUAUCCCCUAAAAUCUGUAAACCAAAAGAUACAAAUGGUAAAAUUAAAAAUAAUCUACACCAACCUUGCAUAGAAAAUGAUUAUACAAAUAUACUUGAUAUUAACCGGGACCAGAACAUAAAUGAAGAUACAACAAUUGUUGCAACCACAGCAAGCAAAAUGUGUACAAACACUAGUAAAGAAAAUUCUUUCUUAUUAAAAGACAGAUUUAAAAAAGGGUUUCUUUUACCUACACAAAGGUUUUCUAGUUCUAAUGGACCUACACUAACAGAAACAAAAUCCUGUAAUUCUAACAAAAAUCAAGUACCUGAUCUUAUAAGACAAUGUUCAAGAGAUAUAACUGAAAAUAACAGUGAUGAAGAAAUAUUUUCAGUACCAACAAACAAAGGCGCAGAUAAGACACGGACAGCUUCUCGUAAAAGAACUAUUGAUUCUAAUGAACAAGAGGAUAAUCCAAAGGCAUCCAAACAGAUGAAAACUGGUACACCUAAAAAACCAGAAAAUUUAAACCCUGUAAAUAAUGCUAAGAAUGAUUUUGACUUUGCAAGACCACAGAUACCUGUAACAAAAUUAGGCAAGCUUAAAAAGAAGAAAGCGCAACCUGAAAUAUUAAUAUCUAAAUCUGCUCAACCAGUUUCUAUAAUUAAUGAAACAGUAAUAAAUACUUUAUCUCCAAUACGUAAAGAGAAUAUUCAUGAAUCUACGAAAGUAUCAGAUGAUAUUGAUAAUUUGGAUAAAAGAAACAGCAACAAUAAUGAAUCUGUGAAUACUAAUGACAUAUCCAAAAGGCCUAGUUUUAUUAAACGGAAAUUGUUUACACAAAAACUUGAUGUAAUUGAGGCCAAGAUUGACACACCUCAAAGUAGUCCCCUAGUAAAUAAAUAUGUGAGUAAUAAAGAGAAAACGAAACCACGAAAAUUAGCAUCUUCACAGUCUUGUCUGAGUCGUGAUGUAGCAGAAGAUAACAAUAACCUAUUGAAUCUUCUUCACAAAAUAGUUCCAGUGGAGCAAAUGAGUUUAAUAAACUCAACAACAAAUAAAACUGACUCUGGGAAUAGAAAAAGUGAAGGUGAUUGUGCAAAAUGGGAUAUUGAUUCGGUUUUGUCAACAUGCAACGCUGAGGAUGGCAGCGAAACUUAUACCGAUGAGGAAAUACUUGUUAAUGAAAACAAUCAGAAAAGAAAUUCUAAUGAAAACCCUCAAAACAUUUUAACAUCCAAUGUUGAAAUAUCGCAGAAACAUAAAACAAGUGAAACCGAUAGUAAUGUAAUAAAAGAUGGCAAUGAAAAUGCUACAAAAACAAAUCAAAAGUCAUUCUGGGAUACUGACAUAGAGAGUGACUGGGAAAAUAAUGUAUUUUUGCCUUAUAAACUUAACAAUUGUCAAAGAAGUAAGGCUACUGUUAAUCAACAUACUAAUAAAAAUGAAAAUAACAAAAGUAUUGCAGUUAAUGCUUCAGCCAAAAAUACUACAAAAUGUCUAAAGGUCGAUGCAAUUAAAAAUGUUGCAAAUAAUUGUCAGCAAUCAAUUUGGGAUACGGACUUUGAGAGUGAUUUAGAAAGUUAUGGAAUUUUGCCUAAAAAAGCAGGAAACAGCAAAACAAAUAAUGCUACAGCUAAGAAAAAUAUUAAUAAUGAAGAAAAUUGUGAAAGCACAAAUGUUCCAGUUAAUUCUAGAACGAAAAAGAAUAACUCAAAGUUUGUCAACAUUGAUGUAAAUAAAACAGUUGCUAACAAUUAUCAAAAGUCAAUUUGGGACACUGACUUUGAGAGUGACCUUGAAAGUUGUGGUAUUUUACCUCAAGCUACAAAAGCAAGUAAAAUAGAUACAACACUUACAGCUAAAAAAAGAGUUAAUAAAGAAGAGAAAUUUGAAAAUAAAAAUGGCGUAGUUAAUACUAAAACUAAACAUGUUAACAAAACAAGUCAAAAGGUUGAUGCUAUUAUAAAACCUGCUAAUAACCCAAAGUCUAUUUGGGACACGGACUUUGAGAGUGAACUGGAUCUAUCAAAUAAAUCAGGAAUUUGUAAAACAAAUUUAACAGCUAUUGAAGAAAAUGGCAGUAAUAAAGAAAAUAUUGAAGGCAAGCGGAUUAUGAUCAUAAAAUGUCAAAGAUUGAACACAAAUACAAAUGUCACUGGACUAAAGUUAGUCAGUCAGUCUACAGAACUAGAUAGUAAAAAUAACAAGCCAAUAACUAAUAAAAGGAUCAAAAAAGAUGACAAUGUAAAAGUUAAUUCUCCCAUAAAUAAAACUAAACUAACAGCUACAAAAAGAACGCCAACUAAAUGUGAUCAAGAUAAAAAUGGUAAAUUGAAAAAACCGAAGGAAAUUCAAAAGCAGAAUAAUUCACCGGAACUCGAUAAUAAUGUUUCUAAUGUAUCAGGAAGAUGGUUAAGAGCAAACAGAAGAGCGAAUAAUUCAAUAAACGAUUUAAAUGCUAAGGAUAAUCUUAAAACCGCUCUCAUUAGUCACAGGAUGACGCGACAGAAGACGAAAUUAUUAAAAACUUCUGAUUUAACUUCUUCAACAAUACAAUCUGAUGUCUCUGAAUUAAAUAUAUCUGUUCGAUCUUUGAGGCCGAGAAAAAAGAGAGUAACAAAAUGGUAACCCUUAAUAAGCAAUGGUCUGAAGUCUUACCAUUUUGUUCACAAAGUUGUAGACAAUAAGCUUUAAUAUAGAAUAAGCCUUUUAUGUGUUCUUUUUGAGAUUUGUCUAUUAAGACCAAUAUUGAAAUUUCGUAUGUAUUUUGCUUGUCUUUAUGUUGAAAUAAUGUUGACUUUAUUCUCCAAAUAUGUCCAAUCUAUUGGAUAUUAUAUU
Molecule: messenger RNA, 3581 nt
Organism: Papilio polytes (common Mormon)
Lineage: Eukaryota; Metazoa; Arthropoda; Insecta; Lepidoptera; Papilionidae
Product: GATA zinc finger domain-containing protein 7-like
Exons: 9
Coding region: 177-3371 (1064 amino acids)
Source: RefSeq, a predicted model, not a curated record